Helicoverpa zea (corn earworm) is the source of this 2855-nucleotide messenger RNA. RefSeq names its product bleomycin hydrolase. The coding region runs from base 74 to 1531 and encodes 485 amino acids. The record is from RefSeq and is a predicted model, not a curated record. Gene Ontology annotation, biological process: proteolysis; L-homocysteine catabolic process; response to toxic substance. The transcript has 12 exons. Gene Ontology annotation, cellular component: cytoplasm. Gene Ontology annotation, molecular function: cysteine-type aminopeptidase activity. Lineage: Eukaryota; Metazoa; Arthropoda; Insecta; Lepidoptera; Noctuidae.
AUUUUGUUUAUGUUUCUAUUGCCACCCGGCAUCGGGAAAUCCCUUGUCAUCUUUUAUUUCAUUUCAAUAAUAAAUGCUAGUAAAAUCACUUACAUCAGUGAUAUUUAAGUGUCGGACGUUUAGUUUGUUACGAAAUACUUCUGCAGCCAUGUCCUCAGUUCCCUUGAGCUUGGACACUUUAUCCAAAUUCCGAAGUGACUUCUAUGCAAAUCCAAAAAAUGAACUCGCUCAAAAUGCUUGCACAAGGUUUGACCCCUUCGAGGUUGCUAUAAGUAGAAGGAAGACUGACACCACGCUACAUGUCUACAAUAUCAAAAUCAAGUCUGAAGCCAAACCGGUGACGCACCAAGAGAACUCGGGUCGCUGCUGGCUGUUUGCUGCGCUCAAUGUGAUGCGACUGCCCUUCAUGGAGAAGUAUAACAUCGAGGAAUUUGAGUUCUCGCAGAGCUACCUCUUCUUCUGGGAUAAGAUCGAGCGCGCUCACUACUGGCUGAACAACAUCGUGGCCACCGCCAAGCAAGGGGAACACCUUGAAGGGAGACUCGUCAACUUCUUGCUCAAGGACCCGAUCAACGAUGGCGGUCAAUGGGACAUGAUAGUGAACUUGGUGAACAAGUACGGCGUGAUGCCCAAGAAGUGCUUCCCGGAGUCGUUCAGCUCGCGACGCAGUUUGCAUAUGAAUGCGCUUAUUAAGACUAAGCUCCGUGAAUACGCCAAGGAGUUGCGUGACAAGGUGGAGUGUAACGCAUCGGACGCGGAGAUACAGAGCGCCAUCAAAGUGCAGAUGGGCGUCAUUUACAACAUUGUUGCGACAUGCCUAGGUACCCCUCCAGAAAAGUUCACGUUCGAGUACUACAACAAGGAGAAGGCAUACAACAGCUUCGGGUUGCUCACUCCUCAGGAGUUCUACGAGAAACAUGUCCGUCCGCUCUUCGAUGUUAAUCAUAAGGUGUGCCUAGUAUCAGACCCGCGGGAAUCGAACCCGUUCGGUCAGCUGUACACGCUACAAUGUUUGGGCAACGUGGUCGGAGGCCGCCAGACUGCGUACAACAACCAGCCCAUUGAGACGCUUAUGAAGGCUGUAAAGGACAGCAUCGCUGGUGGUGAAGCCGUGUGGUUUGGAUGUGAAGUCUCCAAAAGAUUCGAGCGCAAGAACGGCUUCGAGGAUUUGGAUGCUCAAGAUUACCGCCUAGUGUUCAACACGGAGGUACAGAUCGGUCUGAGCAAGGCCGACCGGCUGAUGUACGGCGACUCCUGGAUGACUCACGCCAUGGUCUUCACUGCCGUCGGCACUGAUGACAAAGGCAACCCUCUGAAGUUCCGCGUGGAGAAUUCGUACAGCGACAAGGAGUAUGACAAGGGGUACUUGCUGCUCACCGAGCCAUGGUUCAGGGAGUUCGUCUUUGAGGUGGUAGUCGACAAAAAGUACGUCCCAGAAGAUGUGUUACAAGUAUUCUCACAGGAGCCCAAAGUGUUGCCAGCUUGGGACCCCAUGGGCACCCUCGCUUGUCCCGUCUGCGCCAAAGAAUAACCCACCGAUACUGGCAACACCACCAACCAGAGAGGUGACAUAUCUGUGAUAUUAUCUAUGGUCAACAUUUGCGCUCACUGUAGGAAAUUACCCCUUGAACAUAAAAAUUGAAUACUAGCAUUUUAUAACAUGUCUUGUCCUUAUUUUUUUAUAUAUAAAAAAUAAGACAGACACAUUUAAAUAGGUAAUUACUAUAUACUUGUUUGUCCCCUUAGUUAAACAUAGGUUAAGAGUAUCCACAAACUGCAAACUUUUAGUCGGCCGAUAGUUUGUUUGGGCUCAUAAAUCAGUAUGAAGAUGAAUGGUAGUACGCACAUUACAGAGAUCAGGUAUUUAGCCGGUAUCAGACCGACUGAAAACAUUGAUUGGAACCAAAAUUUUUAUUAAAAAAAACUGUCGGCCGACUGUUUAAUUUGCAGUGUGCGGAUAUUCUAAGGGGGCUGUUUUAAAAUAGAGGGUUAUUUUCUACAGAAAAUAAUUAGUAUUAUAUUAAAACCAUGGCAACUUUUACAAAAUAUCAAUUAAUAUUCGUAAUUUAUAAUAUAAUCGCGCAUUUUAAAUAAAAAUAUGACAGAUAUGUGAUUUUUCAAAAUAGUCGACUGUAUAGGCAUUUUCUACUGAAGCAAUAAAAUAUUUUAUUUUGAUAUAUUUAAAGCAAAAGUAUUAUGUAUAAGCAUGCCUGUAUCUUUGUAUAUCGUAAGCAAACUGUAGUUUAUACUUAUUUAGCUCAAUAAUUUUACUAGCUGAAUUGAAAUAAAGGAAAUUCAUCUCCAUAGUUUAUAGCAGAUGCAAAAACACAAAUUGUCCUGUAUUGCCAGUUUCUGUAAAUUGAAAUUAUAAUCAUGGCAGCCAAAUCUUUGCAGUUGAAAAAAGGAAGAAGUACUUAAAUGGCUGAAUCGAUAAUGAAAUCAUAUUUAAUUAUCAAUUUAAACUUCGAACUAUUCUACUAUUUAUUAGGUAAAAUUAACGAAGAAGAUUAUAAAUCCCUUUAUUUUUCCUUUGCCAUUUACUGGACUAUCUAACAUCUGGCAACACUAGACAUGUAUCUACCAAAAUCAAAUUGAACGGGUAACAUUCUAAAAUGUAAAAAAUGCGUGGAGAUGAAAACAAAUAAUGUAUAUUUUUACCAUUUUUUAUCACAAUUGUGUUCAGUAUGUUACCAAAACCAUGUUGCUGUUAUAAUAUGUAGAAAAAAUAUUAUUAAUUUCUUUAUUUUUGUAUUGCCAUAUUCGUGUUCCUUACUUUUUAAUGUCAAUUUAUGACAAAAUCGUCGUUAGGAUCGCGAAUCAUAUUCAUAUUUGAUAAAUAAAUGUUUGUAAAAUGU